Messenger RNA from Ornithodoros turicata, 561 nucleotides. RefSeq names its product P2X purinoceptor 7-like. The transcript has 3 exons. Lineage: Eukaryota; Metazoa; Arthropoda; Arachnida; Ixodida; Argasidae. Bases 1 to 561 code for a protein of 186 amino acids. The record is from RefSeq and is a predicted model, not a curated record.
AUGUCGAGUCUCCCGAACCUGAGUGCGCUAGAACUCCGCAUUCUAGAACUGUCGCGCGCACAGAAGUUCUGUUCGUACGAUAGCAUGCCGGAAAGUGUGUGCGUCGCAGCAGAAGAUUCAUCGUCCUCAGAUAUACCGGAGUCACCGCCGUCCUCACCAGGAUCUGAUCGUGCCGGGAACGCGGGCUGGUGUUCUUGCGGGAAGUGCAAACCGAUGGAUACCGCGGAUGAGUGUUUGUGCUGCCGGGAGGUAGAGAACGUCUGUAAAAAGCAGACGGUCAACUGCAUUACAGACAACAAAUAUUUCGAGAUACUCUGCCUCGACACCGAAGUUCUGCGAGUGUCUUUUACGUACAUCCGAGAUACUGAAGAGUAUGGCAACAUACGUGACAUCGCCGUGAACAAGAAAAACCGUUAUAUCGCCUAUCGGCAAUUCACAAGGUGGAUAUGGGGUGGUCUGGGAAAGCACCAUAGGAAGAUUCUUCCUGCCUGCGUGGUGCAUGCCAUUAGGGAUGCUUUUCCAUCAGAUGUGUAUAAGGGCUUUGAACCUGCACACUUGUAA